AUGGAGGGAGUUUCGGGAGCUCUCCAGUCUGUUGUGAAAGAUCUGGAUGACAUCAUCAACAAGUCCACGAAGGUGAAGACGUCUCUGCAGGGCUACAUCUCCUCAGGGGCAGGGGGGCCCUCAGAGAAGGCAGCGCGCCAGGCCGAGGACCCCUGUUCCCUUCCCCAGCCUCUCGUGCUGCACUACCAGAAGAAGAUCGACAUCGCCCUCUCGGCACCGAAGCUGAAGGUCGAUGACAAGGCCAAGUCCAUGGAGCUGCCGGUGUAUGUACUCUAUGGUGAGUGGGAGAAGCUUAGCCCCUAUGCGGACGACCCCUUGUCUUACUACCAUCACUCGCCGGAGAAGUUUCUACAAAGGCAGGAGACAGUAGGAGGAUUCGGAAACUCACUCGGCUUGUCCUUGCUGUCAUGGUCCCAAGAGAAGACGAAGAGGGGACGCUUGGUGAUGCUACCUCACUCCAAGACCCGCAUUCUUUGGUCCUGCUUUGGGCUGCUCCUCGUCUUCUGGGAUGCGAUCUCCAUCCCGCUCCUAGUGAGCUGGGAUAUCAGCAACACCUUCUUCUUCGCCUUGACCCUUCUUGCCAUGAUCUACUGGUCCAUCGACAUGCUCCUCAGCUCCCAGACAGGCUUCUUUGAGCAGGGCGAGCUGGUGCUCUCAGGAAGGCGGGUGCUGAUGCACUACUUGAAAAGCUGGUUCCUCUUUGAUGCAACGCUGGUGACCCUGGACUGGGUGAUGCUGAGUUUGGAGGGCGAAGGCACUCAGAGCUUCCUGAUGGGCUCGAAGUUCAUUCGGAUCAUCCGGGUUGUCCGCACCCUGCGCCUCAUCCGGCUCCUAAAGCUCAACGACAUUGUGCGUCUUGUAGAGGAGCAUGUGAGCAGUGGCCACACGCAGUCGGUGCAGCUUCUGGCAGCGGUGGUGAAGUCUGUGGUGACGAUCAUGUUUUCGGUUCAUCUCCUCGGGUGCUUCUGGUUCUACGUCGGUCGUGCGGAAGAAGAAAGCGGAGAUGUCAACAACUGGCUCAGGGCCUCCGGCUAUGUGCAGGGAACAGUGGCGGAUCAGUACCUAGCAAGCUGCCACUGGAUCUUGGGGCAGUUCACGCCUGCCCCGAUGAACAUCCACGCGCAGAGCAACGCAGAGAGAGCCUACAACAUCUUCGUGAUCUUCUUCUCCCUCCUGGUGAUGGGAAGUGCGAUUUCCCGGGUCUCCGCAUCUAUCCAGGCUGCCAUCAAGAUCAACUCCGAGGCUCAAGAUCGCCGAAGACAGGUGACCCAAUACCUCAAGGCCAACAAGGUAAGUCAAGAGCUCCAGAUCCGAGUCCUGAGGUUUGUGGACUACCACUUGUCCCGAUUGCUCUCUGUCCAGCUGGAUGAGAGCCUGCUUUCCGACACCCUCGUGGACGAGCUCUACAUGGACCGCCGGGGUCCCCUCCUUAAGUCCCAUCCCAUGUUCAAGUUCCUCUUCGACGUUUCCUCGAAGGCUGUCACACGCGUUUGUGGCCUGCUGAAGUUGAACAUGUUUGAGGACGGGGAGUUGAUCUUCGCCCGGCACACCCAGGCUAAGGGGAUGUACAUCGCCUGCGCGGGCAGCUAUCUGCUCAGCAUGUCGGGGAAGGACAGCAAGAGUGUCGUGGACACCUUCGAGUUCUAUGCAGAGAUCAGCCUCUACAUGAAGUUCGUACAUUCGAUGUCGCUGUUCAGCAUCUCUUUCAAUGACGUGUUCUUCCUUCAUCCCAUGCAGCUGGCUGACUGCUUGAAGGACUUCCCGGAAUGUUGUGGCUUCGUAUUCCAGUACGCAAAGACCAUGCAGAGCGAUCUUCACAGCGGUGCACUGCUUGCCAGUGACAUACUCCCCUUGGAGAGCAUACAAAGUUGCUGCGAAAGCACCGACGCGCACAGAAUCCUCAACAUCUCCGACCGCAACACGCUGGAGAAGUUCGUGCUGCCUGUCGGGGUCAGCACACAGGAGUCUUUCCACGAGUGGGUGCAGUUCUUCUUGAAAAAGACUGACCCCGAAAAUGUCGCAAGUCGGUACCACAUGCUGGCAGAACUCACGCGCUUCUUCCCUGAGCUGGAUAUGGAGAAUGGCACCUACUCGGUCUUCGCAGAUGAGCCGGCCAUCCAUCGGGCGCUGUCGUCGAUGGCCAGCGUCCUCUGGUUGGUCAAGGACAACUUCGAUGAGUUCAGCCGGCCCCAGAAGCCGGGGGACAAGAUGCCCCUGGAGAUGUGGCAGCGCCUUCAAGAGUUCAUCCGUUGGACGGAAAUCCGGUCCGACAUACGAGCUCUGUACGGAACCUUCGUACUCAUCGUCGCGCAGGGCCUUGCCAAGUCGAAGCAGCUCCUCUGGCAAUUCCCCGAGAAGCACCAGGAGGCGGACGCGGCGGUGAUCCACAUGCUGCGAGCGCGCCACAACGUCGUGCCCAGCGCCGCGCACCUGGACUUGGACGUGCGGACCGUGAUGUGUAGGGUGUCCUCUCUUCACCACAUCUUCGCCAUCGGCCAGUUCAUGCAAGGAGAGAACACGCCCCUCAACCUCCGCAACUUGCAAGAGGAGCUAAAGCAAGAGUCUGACCCUGCAGUCUUCAAGCUCUUUCUGCUCAGUGAGCUGGUGUCGCUGCUGGGGAUCGGGGCCAGCUCAAGAGCUUCGGGAUCGAGCUUCUUGAACAAGCGCACGGGCCGCACGGUGAUCAGCAGCCUGCAGGCCCUCCAGCAGUUGGAGAAGCAGCCUUGUGUGCGAGUUUACUGGAACUACCUGUGCACCUGGGCCACCACCCUGCAACUCUGCUUGGAUGAGCCCGCGGACUUCGCGUUCGCCCGCCUCGCCUGCAUCUGCCGCAUGAAUGACCGGAAUCCGAACCUGAAGCUCCUGUACCUGAGCUGGGCGAACAUGCAUCCGGCGGACAGGUCGGUGCUCACGGACUUCUUCCUUGCAGAUGGGAUUCGAAAUACUGCUUGUGUCUUCACCUACUUGCCAUUGUGUUUUGACAAUGCUCAGAAGAACCCGGUGGUGGGCUUUGCGACCAUGCUGGAUCUAUUGGUAGAGCUUGUUGAGAUCAUCUGGUUGCAAAUGGAGUCCAAUGCCACGCCUCGGCAGCCCGUCCUCAACCUCUUUGACCUCGCAGCCUUCACAGGGGUCGUCCGCUCGCGGAGCGUGUUCUGCUCCUGCCUCGAGCACGCAAAGAUCACCCAAACGCCGCAAAGUGACAUGCAGCUCACGAUGACCAGCAAGAACUGGUCCAGGACGGAGGAUGUCACCGACCACAAGAUCAGCAUCGCCAGCGCAGUGCGGAAGCUGGUGCGGCGCCAGAACAUACAUGCCAAGAUCGUCGUGGAGGUGCCCUUGCGACCCACCUCCGAAUCCAUCCAAGAGGCCCAAGAGGCGCUCCAAUUCAUCGACGAAGACAAGGAGGCAUCCUCGUCUCUUGCGACUCCUUUGGGUGGAGCGCCUCCUCGUCCUCCUUCUCAGGCCGAGGAGCACCUGCCCUGGUGGGCCUUUUUGGUCAUUGGCCUGGCCCUGUCGAUCGCUUCGUCUGUGGCGCUGCUUCAGGCCGUGGAGGACGUCCAGAAGUCUUGGCGCCGCAAGCAGACUCCGAUCAGUAUCGCCGCCGCGGAUUCUAGCGAUGAUCUGGAGGAAACCCGCGAGGUGCUUCUGCCCCCAGCGAGUCCGUUGGUCCUCAACGCACCAGGGCUGGCGCCUCCAAUGCCAGGAGGGGAGGCCGUCACCAGCUCUCCAGGACGCCAGAUCCAUCUUUCUCUGCCAAAGGCAGUUCCCGGCCAAGCGCAAAGCGGAGUACCUGCUCCCGGCAGCCCUUUGGUGCAGGUCUUCUAUGCGAGCUCUCCGGUGGUCAGCCCAUCGCAAAGGUGA
Messenger RNA from Symbiodinium natans, 3861 nucleotides. Lineage: Eukaryota; Dinophyceae; Suessiales; Symbiodiniaceae. The record is from the annotation of a GenBank genome assembly.